UUCCAGCGGUGUCUGGUGUUCUCCAUACACACGACCUUGCAAUGAACGAUUUGAAACAAUAACCAACGACAUAUGGCGCGCACCUGUGUCUAUAGUUAUAUCCAACAGUUAAGAGCUGGGCAUUAUAAUGCUGUGAGUGUAUGUCAAUGACACCAGGGGCGAGUUGUGCAAAUGCUCAAACAAAAACGAAACACGGAACCGAGUCGCCCAUACUGCGUCGUCAAUUCCGGCCGUGUUAGCGCAACCUUACACACGAUAUUACCAGUACACUAUUUUUUAAAAAAUUUAUUAGUGCCAUAGAUUGGAAAGAAAUUUAGUUUGAUAUGUUCUUAAAUGUCGGUCAUGAAGAUGGAUCCUUGUCAAAUGCUGUGCGACUCGCCGGAGGACUGUAGCAACGACAGACCCCAUUCUCAGUUGUUGAUGGGUUUACUCAGUCCGAAUCCAUCGGACGUGCCGUCCAUGCUGAAAUUCAUCUACAACCGGGAACUGACUGGACUCGGCGAAUAUCUCAAAAUAUUUGCGAAUGUCUGGUGGUCCACUAACGGGACGCUCAACGUGCGUCAUCACCUCAACAGCCCAGCAGCAGCAGCAGCCGAGUUGUGUUGUUCGGCAUCGGCGGAUCCGCCAAACUCCCGAGGCUGUUGAGACGGAAAUGGGGGGGAAUGUGUAGACGACGUGGCCGGAGAAAGAGAGAGAGAGAAAAGAGCUUUGCGGUACUCCCAUUUAGCAACUUGUAUAUAUAGUUGGCCGUAGGAUGUGUUCCAUUGUUCCCAUUAUAGACGAAAAAAGGCACAGUACAGUCUCUAUCUAUGACGAGUUGGGUGCUGUUAUUAUUAAUGUAGUCGGCCAUAUAACCAAACCGACCUAUUUUCCACCAGCCCCACAUAUUGUUAUUAUUAUUUGUUGCGUGUUUUCUCUUUUUCUAGAUUUUUUUUCACGGUACAUAUUUUGACUCGUCGCUUAUUUUCUCUCCCAGUUCACCAUACAAGACAUUUUUUUUUAUUUUAUUGUUUUCGCGGUUAAGAAUAAGUGCAAUAAACUGAAAACGUUUGCAGACAUUUUUUAAAAAUAGAGAAUCGAGUUCAAUUCG
Molecule: messenger RNA, 1090 nt
Organism: Daphnia pulex (common water flea)
Lineage: Eukaryota; Metazoa; Arthropoda; Branchiopoda; Diplostraca; Daphniidae
Exons: 2
Coding region: 334-645 (103 amino acids)
Source: RefSeq, a predicted model, not a curated record